This is a messenger RNA of Exaiptasia diaphana, 3966 nucleotides long. RefSeq names its product bifunctional heparan sulfate N-deacetylase/N-sulfotransferase. The coding region runs from base 242 to 2890 and encodes 882 amino acids. The transcript is spliced from 9 exons. Gene Ontology annotation, cellular component: Golgi apparatus. Gene Ontology annotation, molecular function: heparan sulfate N-sulfotransferase activity; deacetylase activity. The record is from RefSeq and is a predicted model, not a curated record. NCBI's taxonomy places the organism in Eukaryota, Metazoa, Cnidaria, Anthozoa, Actiniaria, Aiptasiidae.
CGCCCAGGAUAUAGAAUUUCACACGCCACAAAACUCGCGACCACUCGAGUACAUUUACACAGAUGUAGAAGGAGAAUUUGCAGAACUGACGUGCGUUCCGUCGGCUCUAGAGAUUACACCGUUUACAUAGCAGGGUCCAUGUUUUGCACGUUGAGAGGGGACUAGAAUCAUAGCAAGAGAUUUAGAGGAGCCUCACUGACCCUCGCUGUUUGAGUCCUACUGCGUCGAAAGCUCCACAGAGAUGAGGAUUUGGACCAGGAUUCGUAGAUAUACAAAGCUCCCGUUCCGYGUAGUGUUCUCGCUGAUGUUGGUCUCAUGGAUUGGAGUCUUUCUGCUGUUCAACUACUACUCGCAGAGCAGUACAGUUGUAGAUGAUGUYGUUGGUACAGCCCUCACAAAAAACGUCGACCCAAACUUGUACUACACUCGGGAUAUCCGCUGGUUGCCCAAYUCCCGCAAACAAUCCAACAGAACUUUCAAAGUGCGGAAAAAAAUCCUCAUCGUUCAACGUCAYCCAGCRAGCGAGCGUUUUAAGGUCUCGCACGUUUUGUGUAAGCUCCUKGAUGGUUAUCGUUUGAGCUAUGAACUUACAAGAGUCGACGAUAAACCAUUCCUGGACAUUAAAGACGCAUUGAGACCUGAUGUAACAGUCGGAAAGUAUUCCCUUCUCAUAUUUGUAGAUAUAAAAACAUAUUUAGAUUUAAAAGAAAAGACGAAAAACACGUUGAACUCUUACUCUCGCAAAUUUAACACAGGGAUUUUAUUCUUUACGACAAACUACGUAGGAUACGCAAGAGACUUUGAAUUAAAYGUUCGCAAACCGGARAAAGAGAAAAGYCCGUUAUUUGUGAAAAUAAAUAGUUCGUCAGUUAUUCUUAGAGUUACYAAAGAUGGUGGACAAGCGGAGAGACCUCGAGUCCCUAAAGGAAUUGGCACUAGAUGGAUGUAUUUGAGUUACGAUCCCGCAAGGGUUCCGUAYGAAACCGUUGCGUAUGUCUUACCGGGGYUACCGCUAGCGAAGAAGCGUCGGAAGAGAAGAAACCCAAUGGACCCGCAGUUCGACCGCGUCACUGUUCUCCUCGAUAGCGGAAGGAAAGAUGGCGUGAAGAGAGUGUUUUUCGCGGGCGGAUUUCCUUUCUUUGUACAUACUAUGCUGUUCUUGGAUUCGUUGGAUUUUCUUUCUACAAAGAGUUUGACGUUCUCGUUGAAUCGCUACCUUCAAGUUGACAUGGAUGACGUGUUUAUUGGGAGUACUGGUCUAAGACUACGAAGGGAAGAUGUGAUGGACCUGCUCUCAGUGCAGUCAUCUCUGGCCGAGAAGAUCCCUGGUUUUAGGUUCAAUUUAGGGUACUCUGGUAAGGGCUACAAGAGAGGAUCCCCGCAAGAAGACGAAGGAGACGAGGCCAUCUUGGAAUACGCGCACAGGUUUACGUGGUUUGGUCAUCUGUAUGAUCACGAGCAAGCACAUCGAUUCUCACUAAAAAACCUUAUUAGAUCAAUGAAGAGAAAUCGAAAGUUUGCAGAGGAUUACGGAAUACCGCUGAACACUUCAUACGCAGUCGCACCUCAUCAUUCAGGAGUGUAUCCAGUCCACGAAGAUCUCUACACGGCAUGGAACAAAGUCGACAAGAUUACCGUGACAUCRACGGAAGAAUACCCGCAUCUUAAACCAGCGUGGCUUCGAAGGGGAUUUAUUUAUAGAGGAAUAAGGGUUCUUCCGCGGCAAACGUGUGGACUUUUUACGUCGACUAACUUCUUCAAGCAAAUCAAAGGUGGACGUAAGGCACUGGACAGAAGUAUCCACGGCGGUGAACUGUUCGAAACACUCUUGCGUAACCCCGUGAUGAUCAUCAUGACGCACAUGACAAAUUACGCCAACGAUCGUCUUGCGCAGUACACCAUCACCAAACUCGUCGAUUACGUACGCAAGUGGACGAACGUGAGACUCACAUACGCUCCACCAACCAAACUUGCGGAAAUUUACUUUGGCCUUUUUCCGCAAGACAAGACACCAUUAUGGCGGAGUCCGUGUGACGAUCAUCGACACCUUAUCAUAUGGGAUAGCGACAAAACCUGCUCCAAGCUCCCCUCGUUCUUGCUGGUCGGGCCGCCUCACGGAGGCCUAGAACUACUUCAAUCACUKCUUCGUCUUAACCAUGACAUUGUUCAGAUGAACAACAUCUCGUCWAAAGAAGCUCAGUUCUUCAGCAGUGAAAACUAUUUAAAAGGAUUAGAUUGGUACAUGGAUCACUUCGCUAAGCCAUCUAACCCGAAUAGCAUCUCCUACGAACCGAGUCACAGCUACUUUACCAGCCAAGCCGCGCCACAGCGUGUCAACGCCCUCUUAAAGUCAGCCAAAAUAAUCUUCGUCUUGGAAAACCCCGUCAUGAUCGCYUAUGCCCACUAUAAGCAYCUAUUAGCUCGCCACAAGCUGUCCCAAUAYAAAUUCACCGAUAUCGUGACRUCACAGACUAAUCCCGAGCUAUUACGCAUGCGCACUUCGAUUCUCCGCCCAGGCCACUACGCCGAACACUUAGGUCGAUGGAUGAAGUAUUUCAAUCCGAAUCAAAUGUUGAUYAUUGAUUUGAAUGAGUUGGUUAGUCAGCCUGUCAAUGUUAUGAACCAGUUGCAGGAGUUUUUGGCAAUAGAACAUCCUUUAGACUACCAUAAACAUGUCAGGUACAGCAAAGACAAAAGUGCGUUUUGUGAAAUCACUCCGUCMAAUACUACAGGRAACUGYUACAGAUACCAGAAAACCGUCCCUGACUCUCUAGACGAGUCGACAAUCAAGUACCUUCAGCGGUAUUACGCCAUCCACAAUAAAAACCUUAUGCGUAUUAACCAAAAGAUUCAGUUUAAGCUGCCAAAAUGGCUGCAGGACAUUGGUUGAUACAACAAGGAUUUCUAUUGGUCGAGAAGACGUCAUUWUAAAAUACGGUAUCUGAUUGGUAAGCCGMGGAUGAGACAUUGAUUCUAAUUGGCUAAAAGGAACGAUAUCAGAUUGGCURAAGUAACAAGGAUUUGGUUUGAAGUCUUUAUGGAUAAGACAGCAUCCUAUUGGAUAAAACCAGGAAGAAGGAAUCAUUCUCAUUGGAUGAGAGAURAUAAGGCUCGRCACCUCAUUCCAAAAAAWAASSRAAAAAAGAAAAGAAAAASAAAAUGAAAGAAAAACGAAAUGUGAUGAGAAGCAGAAACYCCAGGMUCUUCGAUAUUUUUCGUUUUUCACUCGAUUCAACAAACUUGCCAAGCAACAAGAACUUUGCUACAAGGUGGUCAUAUCGAGCGCUGGCYGGUUGGAUGAAGGUGUAUUCGAAUUGAUAGCAGAAUUACCACAAAGAAUUGUUAURCAAUGUYGAAURUGCUAURGAAAAGCAUGUAAGUUUGUGARUUCAGAGUGCACAGCUUGCAACCGUUUUUGUGGCGUGGCAAACCGAAUCAACAUCAGGUGUAAAUCGAGAAACAUUGCUUUCAAACUUCAACGCAAUAGACAUUGUACAUAARACAGUUUCAUUCGACUUGAUGUUCCUUGGAUUUCGCYGCCUUAGCGGAGUCAAUUCAAGAACUCUGCCAAACCGAGACUCGACUGUGUUUCACAGCUGACCAGUUUUGUGUUUCGAAAUAACAAAACAUAUUAAUUUAUUCGAUUCCCCCCCCUAAAAAAGAGAAAAAACAAUAUUUUUAUAAAAUAGUAUGUACAUAAAAGAGAUGUAUAUUUUUCUAUCAAAGAGAGAUCUAUUUUUGACGAACUUAUGAUAUACAGAUAUAGAAAUUAGAAGUUAAUUUAGUAAUUGUAUAUAAAUAGUUAUUAUUAUUAUUAUAUUAUAUGAAAAUUGAGUUAAAGCUAGGCCCUAACAAAGAGAACCCCAGGCCUCCACCCUGGGGAUCGUUAUCAGGUAGUUCAGAAGUCAUGUAUGUUCGCAAAAGUGAAAAAAAAGUAUGAAAAUAAAUUAUAAAAGAAUAUAGGUU